This is a messenger RNA of Phyllotreta striolata, 2010 nucleotides long. The record is from the annotation of a GenBank genome assembly. NCBI's taxonomy places the organism in Eukaryota, Metazoa, Arthropoda, Insecta, Coleoptera, Chrysomelidae.
ACUUGACAUUUAUGACAUUUAGGUCGCAAUAUACAUUUUAUUUUAUUGCUUUAUUUGUAUUUUAAAUUAAACUAAAUUAAAACGGCCUUUGCAAUGGACGCCCCGAAAACGUCCGAUAUUAUCCUGAUAUCAGGCAACUCGCAUCCAGAACUGGCUAAUUUGAUAAAUAAAAGAUUGGGAGUAAAAUCGGGCGGGUGUGCGGUGUUCCACAAAUCAAAUAGAGAAACGAUGGUGCAAAUUAACGAUUCGAUUAGAGGAAAGGACGUUUACAUCAUACAAACCGGUGCAAAAGACGUAAACAACAACAUCAUGGAAUUGCUGAUAAUGGCCUACGCCUGUAAAACAUCCUCGGCUAAAUCGAUUGUUGGCGUCAUACCGUACCUUCCUUACAGCAAACAAUGCAAAAUGCGCAAAAGGGGCAGCAUCGUUACGAAACUAUUAGCACAGAUGAUGUGCAAAUCCGGAUUGACCCACAUCAUAACAAUGGAUUUGCACCAGAAGGAAAUUCAGGGAUUUUUCGACUGUCCCGUCGACAAUUUAAGAGCCAGCCCGUUUCUAUUGCAGUACAUCCAAGAAAGUAUUCCAGAUUAUCGUAAUUCGGUGAUAGUGGCCAGAAACCCGGCUGCUACAGCAAAGGCCACGUCCUACGCGGAACGUCUGAGGCUAGGAAUAGCCGUUAUUCACGGGGAACAAAAGGAAUCAGAUACCGAUGAAGUGGACGGAAGGUAUUCACCUCCGACGGUUCCUCGGUCGCGUACUAUGGACGCCGGUGUGGGUGUUCCCGUUCACAUCGCAAAGGAAAAACCCCCCAUCAACGUUGUGGGAGAUGUAGGAGGCAGGAUAGCCAUCAUGGUGGAUGAUUUGAUAGAUGAUGUACAAUCGUUUGUUGCCGCUGCUGAGGUGUUAAAAGAACGCGGUGCUUAUAAAAUCUAUGUUAUGGCUACGCACGGUCUGUUAUCUUCUGAUGCACCUCGGUUGAUUGAAGAUUCACCUAUAGAUGAGGUUGUAGUUACAAAUACCAUUCCACACGAGCUUCAAAAAAUGCAGUGUCACAAGAUAAAAACCGUCGAUAUUUCAAUUUUACUCUCAGAAGCCAUCAGAAGAAUUCACAAUAAGGAGUCGAUGUCUUAUCUCUUUAAGAAUGUUACCUUAGAAGACUAAAAAGUAUUUCUUUAUUAUUAUUUUUAAACUCGAUGUUCCGUUUAUUAUAGUGAUAAAGUUUUUAGAGUAUUAUCGUCCGAGUUAAGAAUUAUUUUAUACCAUGUAGGUCGCAAAAAUUGUUUACGUUGUUGUUUUAUUUUACCGAUGUUUGCGUACGCGGCGUAUUAUAAGGAAAUGAAUCUAUUUUGAUUUUUUGAAUAGUUAAUAUACCACUAUUUCCGAAUAAUACACCCGUUUAUUUUACCGCAUACAUAUCCGCUGUAUUGCGGAUGUUAUUUUUAAGAUGGACCAUUUUGUUGAACAUGAGCUUAACAUUUAUUUACGUUUCAUUUGUUUACCUCUGUUUAUUAAAAAUAUUAAAUAGAUUGCUACAUUGUAAUGUUAAUAUCGUUGGUAUUUGGGCACAAACCGGAAUCCGAAAGGUCCGAAACGAUGCCGGCCUCUUUCACUAACAGCAGAUCGUAUUGCCCGUUCUUCGUCGUUGAUUCGGGCCCUUUUAGCGCGUGCUCUUUUAUGAAUUUCACUACCAAGUCUCCGGCCACUCGGGACAUUUCCAAUCGAUGUCCCCAAGUUACUAACGCUAAAGGCUAAAAAACACGUUUUCGAUUAACAAGUACGAAUGACUUGUAGCAUUAACGAACCCUUUUGCGAUCCAACAAAUUGUACGGGGUGAUGACGUGCUUGUAUAAACAGUUUCUCACGAUGCUCUUAAGCAAAUUGACUUCGUUCUUUUCGGCGCAAGGAUGGUACAGCACCACAACGGCCCCGUGCUCUAAGCUGUGCAGCCACCUUUGCUUCGGGACGAAUUUGUAUUCGCCGUAUACAGGCCACAAAGGCCGGUGUUUGCCG